GGGGAAGAGCGCUGGAAAAAUAGCAACGGCUGAUCAGCACAGCUUGGGAAGGAGGACAGGCUGGAGCAAAAGAGAGUCGCUGUGCUGGGGAAGGGGCGACGUUUGAUUGCGGAGAAGGUUCUCUACAAACCAGAAGAGACGGCAGUGAGCCAUGGAGGACUGUGGCAGCCUCAUAGAGUUUGAUGUACCGGAGUUCAGCAACACUGUCCUGAACCAGCUCAAUGAGCUCCGUCUUCAGGGCAAGCUGUGUGACAUCAUUGUGCAUAUUCAGGGCCAGCCAUUCCGGGCCCAUAAGGCCGUUUUGGCCGCCAGUUCACCAUACUUCCGUGAUCAUUCAGCACUAGGCACAAUGAGUGGUCUCUCCAUCUCUGUAAUCAAGAGCCCUGAGGUUUUUGAGCAGCUGCUGGCCUUCUGCUACACUGGCCACAUGGCGUUGCGCCUGCGUGACGUCAUCAGCUUUCUUACGGCUGCCAGCUUCCUCCAGAUGCAAGCUGUGAUUGACAAAUGCACACAGAUUCUUGAGGGUAUUCACUCCAAGGUCAGCCUCCCUAUGCCUGUUGAAACGGAUACAGAUGAUGAUUGCACCACCUCAAGGGCUGGAUGCAAUGGUGUGAAAGAUGGAGGUAUUUUUGUAAACCCCACCCAGAUUUCGCCACCCUACUGUUUGCGUCAGAAUCAUUGUACAGAAGUGCGGAGUUCAGGAAAACAGGCCGCACAGCUUGCAGAGGAGGGACACUCAGACCGAGGGAGCAGUGACAGUGUAUCUGAGCAGGAGGCAUCCAUGGAGGUUGAGCCAGAACAGGUGGAGUUGAUCGGUAAAGAUGGGCAGAUAACUGAUGUCCAUAUCAAGCUCGAGAAAACAGACCGGCCUAGCUACUCUGACAGUUCGUCGGCAGGAGAUGAUGGCUACCACACUGAGCUGGUGGAUGGCGAACAGGUGCUAGCUGUUAGUGUGGGAUCGUACGGGCCUGUGCUGUCCUCUGCCCGAUACACCUACUCAGCACUGCCUUCCCCCUGUUUUGUCAGCCUGAGUUCCUCAAGCCAUUCACGCUCUUUGCUCAGCAGCUUCCAUGGUGGUCGUGCCCGUAGCAAACGUCCUCUGCCUCUACCAGCUGAUCUGCUAACUCAGCUUAAGCCUGGUGCCGAAGAAGGAGAUGGACCUGCAACAGCUACUGGAUAUGAGAAUGACGUAAAGGAGGGAAAUCUCCGUGGCCAGUGGUACCCCUACAAUGAACGCCUCAUCUGCAUCUACUGUGGCAAGUCCUUCAAUCAAAAGGGCAGCCUGGACCGUCACAUGCGUCUGCAUAUGGGCAUCACGCCUUUCGUCUGCAAGUUCUGUGGCAAGAAGUACACCCGCAAAGACCAGCUAGAGUAUCACAUCCGUGGCCACACAGACAACAAACCCUUCCACUGCCAGAUUUGCGGCAAAUGUUUUCCCUUCCAAGGCACACUCAACCAGCACUUGCGCAAGAAGCACAUGACCUCUGCAACAGAAGUUAACAAUCACGCGGACUUGUUGGGAGAGGCAUCUGAUGGCCAGAGGGGGGAGCAAGAGGAUAUCACUGAGGGCGAAGCAGCCUAUGGAGCAGCACAUGCUGAUGAUAUGUUGACAAAAAACAACAUUGAAGAGAGUGGCAAGUGUAGUCCACAGGAAGCGCCUGAAUCAAAGAGUGGUUAUUGAGAAAUACGUUUUCAUUUAUUUUGUUGUUUGUCCUCCUUAUGUAAUAAGGAAGCUUAAAGGGUUACUCUUUUACUUGUUCAGCCCAACUGUUUUUAAAGAAUAACAUGAAAUAGUGUUCCUGCCUUGUGCAUUUUCUACUUGUCAAUUUUUGUGGAAAUUUAAACUGGACUAAGAUUGAGGGUGUUUGUAAGGAAGCAAGAGUCCUAUAAUCUGGGAAAUAUAUAAUCGGGGAGGAGGUCUCUGUAAUCAAAGCCUCCUAAAAGUUUUAUCACAUUUUUAUAUAUCUAUAUACUGUAUAUUUCCAUGUUUUUCAACAUAUUUACAAAGUAAUAUAGGCAUGUGGCAAUAAUGACUAAUGUGAAAGCUCAGAUGCUUGUCAUAUCAUGCUUUAACCUGACCUGUUUUUGCACAUGUGGCCUGUAGUAGGUCACUCACUCACAAGGAAUGGUUUAUCUGCCAGUGCAAGACUCUUUGUGAUGCAUACGUUCAGUACCUCAUACAACCUCGACAUACCCAUAAUGGACAGUAUUUUUAGCUUCUUGUUAUCUCCAGCUAGGUUUUACCUCAUAGCAAAGAACCUGAAAGGAGAGAAAGAAGCUUCACUCACUAAAGGCACAUUUGUUUUGUUUUUAUAGGGUUUAAAUGGUUGCAGUGCCAGAACCUCUACAACAACAAAACAUCUUCACUCUACCAAGCCUUGAUACUUCAGUAAAAUAUUCCUUGGUGAUUGUAUGAAUUCUGGAUUGAUCUAGUUCAGUUUUCGUCAUCAGCCAUGUUAUGUAUGUAUGGUGCGAAAGUGCUAGUAUAAUGUGUCCCUGUGGUGUAUCUCAGGAUCAUGGAUCCAUUCAUUUUUUUAUUAUGAUGCCAUAUACUUUUGUUCUGUUAUUAUGCACUCCUUUCAUAGCAUUAUAUAUACAUUUGAUUUCAGGUCGAAUGUCAACUUUUAAAAUAGAGACUGACAGUGUAGUUUCUGAUCGGUGCUAGAGCAGCACAGUAAACCAUAUUAAUCAGUUGACGAAUGUUAACUGUUGGGCUUUCCUGUUUUUGGUUUUGUGCAAAUUGUCUUUUGAUGUCUUUUCAAAAUGCUUUGACUUCACAAAUAGCAAACUUUGAAAUUUGUGGUUUGAGUUUUCCCAGAUGCUGAUGAGGAGGGUGUGCCUUGAAAAUUAAACCUUAAAGUUAUGUAUAAAUAUAUUAGCAGAUACAUUUCUGAUAGUGUUGCAGGAGUUACUAGUUAUAGGAAUUACCUUAGGGCCAUACUGCUUUAUGAAGAAGGGAAAACAUUUCUUUGUGAAUAUUUAUAGCAUUGGUGUUCUCAGUCGGUCGGUGGUUUAAAUUUCAAACAGCUUUUCUUGUGUUUUACUUCAUCUUUAAAAUAAGCUUUGUGUGGUAUGGACAUCUAUAAUAAGAAUUUCUCCUCAGCUUCUUGCACUUAAUGCAUCUGUUAACCAAAACAGACCAGAAUGUGCAUUGUUUUGAUAAAGAAAUUAAUCAUUGAGAAUGAUUGACUUACUCUUGUUAGGUUUUUGCAAAGAGUGUUUAAUAUUAUGGUAUAGUAUGUGCUGUAGGUAGAGACUUUUCUUAAGUCUAGGUUUCCAUACUACAAUAGAACAGUAAUAAGUUAAACCUGCAGUGUCAGUUCCACUAUUGUGGACACUUUUAUACAUUUAGUACUAUGAAGAAAGAACCUUGUAUGCAUAUUAUUACCAGAAUAUCGGUUCUUAUCCAUUUUCACUGUUGUGUAACUGGUGCAAAACGUCAUACCUCACAUUUGUUUUUGCUUUCUUUUGACAGUUUUUUGAGCUGUAUUUUCUUUUCUCCACACCCUCACAAUGUAUUAUUUGAGUCUUUCUAACAGAUCACAAGUUAUCUCAGAGAUGCACAUAUUGGGUUUUUCCAAGCUAGCAAAACAUUUGGCUUGUGCUUUACGAGCAGUUGCCUUCCUAGCUCUCUGCAGUAUUUGAUUUAUAGUCCAUAAUGCUCAGAUGGAUUUAAACAUGCCCAGUUCUUACUAGAUUCAAGUGCUUUCAAGCUGAUUUGACAUGCCAUUUAAAUAUUUACCUGACCACACCCUCCAUAAUUGAUUUAACCAUCAUUCCCCUUUUGUUAAAGAGAUUAUGCAGAUUAUCCCAUCAAGACUACUCCUUAAUUCUUCAAACCGCGUCCAGUAUCAUGCCUUGUUUCUGAAAAUUUUUUUUGCUGUAAAAUACAUACUGAUUUAGGCUAUGGUGCUCGUUUGUUUGUCAUUUAAUGGGUUUAUUGCAGUGCAAUCACUUGAGUAAUGUUAACUUUUCCCAUACAAUUUUGUUUCAGCUCAAGUGCAAAUUAUUUUCAGUGAUUCAUAUUUAAAUGUGAAGUGUGUAAUUUCUGUGCAACUAGUGUCACCAAACAGAAUUGCAAAAUGAAUGACCAUUAGUUGGACAAAGAGAUAGUCCCACCCCCCCAAACUCCAAUUUCUCUGUUCUAGGCUGUUUGGGAUGUAGUACUCAGACAAACAAUUUUUUCUAUUUUGGGGGAAUCAAUCAACCUUUAAAUGGCUUAUAGUUGUCACUACAUGUUAAGCUGGGGAAGGAGAAUGUAUAUUAACACUGAACAAAUUUAACAUAUCACUUUUAACUUCAGCACUUAAAGUAGAACAGAAGGGAGCUUCGUCCCUCUUUUCUCCUCCUUUAAAAUCAAGCUUUUUUUCAUUUUUAUUUGUUUGCCUUUUCAGUUUACUCUUAUUUCAUAUUUUAGAGUAUGGAACAACAUUUGUGCCAUUGAAAUGCAUUUGAAAAGAUUUAUUACUGGCAGUUAUACAAGAAUGAGCCUAAUACUUAUUUUUAUUUUACCGUAUCUGAGCUUUGAACAGAUAAUAAUGCAUGACAGUUUCAAACAAUGAGCCAAACAUUGUUACUGUUUGCAUUACAGCUAACAAGAGCCAAAAUGUUGAAUGUAAAACACUUUAGGUCUGUCCGUGUACUACUGAUAAAGCUCAUUGCAAUUAUUGCUCUGUAAAAUGAGAUGCCAUAUCUGUCAUUGUAACAUUGUAAACCUGAUGGCUUCUUUCCCAGAAUAUGUUUAGAUUUGCUCUGUUCCUUUAUCGUAAUGAACCAGCUUUUCCAUGUUGUGAACAUCACCUUGGCCACCAGUGUUGGGUGUAAUGCAUUACCAAGUAAUUCAUUUCUGUAAUUAAAGUAAGGGAUUACUCUUAAAUUUUUAGUAAUUUAAUUACAGUUACUUCUGAUGUAAAUGUGUUAAAUACUGUAUAGACUAUAGAGCAAUUCUAUAUAAAACAAUUUAAAAUCUAAAUUUAACGUCUAAUUUUAAAAUGUUAUACUUUUAUAUUUAAUGCAUCCCCCCUCAAAUUUGGCCAUGAAUAAUUUAUUUGAUUUAAUAUAUGAUUUAUUUGAAAGAACAGUUUCCUGUCUAUCCUUGCUUUUUUCAUCUGGUUGAUGUUGAUAAGUGUUUUAGAAAGUAAUUAGUAAAAAGUAAUGUAAUUACUUUUCAGACAGAGAAAUUAGUUCAGUAAUUGAAUUACACUGUCAUAUGUAAUUAGUAGUUAAUUAUUUUUUAGAGUAACCCAACACUGUUGGCCACUAACCAAAGAGUAAACCAAAAAUAAUGUAGUGUUUGCAUGGUUUGCUGCACGGUGGACUAGAGAGAGACCAAAACCAAGCCCUGGAACAAAUGAAUCCAUUUUAGAAGUGUGAAUACACCCCCCCCACACCACACACACACACACACACACACCACAGCAUAACAGCUGUCGGAUGUAAUCUGCAACAAUUAGGAAGUGUUUGCUGUCAUUUAUUACUAUAUAUUUUGGCAUUAGACAAUAAUGCAUUAGGUAACUGAUAUGUUGAGCUAAUUUUUCAAAGUGAAUGGAGCUGUUGGCAUACUUUUUGAUGAACAGACUUAGGAUGUUUUUGUGGUUGCUAUAGCGAGAAUGGUAUAAAUGUAUAGAAAGGUUAGAGGUUUUGUUGAGGAAUUGUUUAGAAUCAGAUUGAGACCUGUGCCUUGCCAUGAAAAACAAAGGCUCAACUACCCUAUACAUUAUCUUAAUUUGCAACAAUGCAAGGUUAUGGGAAUGAGAUGGGUUCCUUCUGAAAAAAGGGGGAUGGAGGGGUGUUUGUAAAGUUGUGGAUGUAUCACAGCCUGAUCUGUAUAAACUUUAAACUAGUGUGGAUAUGCAAAAGAUAUACGCCUAUUAAUUAAUCAAGAAAUGUCAAUGCAGUGAGGGUUUUUUUUCUUUCUGUAGUUGCAUUUUAUUGUAUCCAGACUUGAUUGUCUUUAUCAUUCUAGAUUAAAAAUAAUUCAUGGGGGGGGGGGGG
Messenger RNA from Xyrauchen texanus (razorback sucker), 5994 nucleotides. Its product is annotated as zinc finger and BTB domain-containing protein 34-like. The record is from RefSeq and is a predicted model, not a curated record. NCBI's taxonomy places the organism in Eukaryota, Metazoa, Chordata, Actinopteri, Cypriniformes, Catostomidae. Bases 152 to 1681 code for a protein of 509 amino acids. The transcript has 2 exons. Gene Ontology annotation, molecular function: protein binding; DNA-binding transcription factor activity, RNA polymerase II-specific; RNA polymerase II cis-regulatory region sequence-specific DNA binding. Gene Ontology annotation, biological process: regulation of transcription by RNA polymerase II.